Molecule: messenger RNA, 438 nt
Organism: Phytophthora infestans T30-4
Lineage: Eukaryota; Oomycota; Peronosporomycetes; Peronosporales; Peronosporaceae
Exons: 2
Coding region: 1-438 (145 amino acids)
Source: RefSeq, a predicted model, not a curated record
AUGGAGACAGCAGACCAGAACAUGAAGCUGGAUGAGAUAAAGAAACAGGUGCGGUGGGGCACCGUGAGUGUUCUGGAAUUCCGCGUGGGCUACAACGCCAGCGCCGUACCGGAAAGCGGCGGUCCGCCCGUGGGUCUGAUCGGUCGACCGACGCGACACUCGUACUCGAUGAUCCCCUCGGAAGACGACGUGGAGAGCACCGACAGCGACCGCAACGACCUGUGGCUGGACCCAAUGGACCGCGCGCGUACCCUGGCGGAGGACCAUGCAUUCCCAAUGGAAGACAUUGCACUGAUCUGCCGCGACGUGCGAGCGACGUUAGACUCGCGAUUGCUCUCGCGUUUGGACAAGGUGACGGAGAAGAGACUGGAAUCGUCGCAGUCGUCUCGAUGCAACGGCUUGUGCAGCUCUACGAGACAAAAGGUGUUGCUGUAUUAA